Messenger RNA from Mirounga angustirostris (Northern elephant seal), 1725 nucleotides. It is a transcript of the gene SPATA16, whose product is annotated as spermatogenesis associated 16. Bases 13 to 1725 code for a protein of 570 amino acids. Gene Ontology annotation, cellular component: Golgi apparatus. Gene Ontology annotation, biological process: spermatogenesis. Lineage: Eukaryota; Metazoa; Chordata; Mammalia; Carnivora; Phocidae. The record is from RefSeq and is a predicted model, not a curated record. The transcript has 10 exons. Gene Ontology annotation, molecular function: protein binding.
GGGGGGGAAUCAAUGGAUUCAGGAAGCAGUAGGAAUUUGGAGACUACAGUGAAUAGGGUCUAUCCUGAUCAGCUUGUUCCAAAGAUAAACACAAGCAAGAAAAUGUCUACCUUAGCAAACCAACCAAGCAUCCUGGAAAUGUCACAAGAGGUUAAGAAAAGCUGUGGAGAUAAACAGGUAGAAAUCCCCGUUGAAAGAAUAAAAAUGGCAAAGAGCAUCAAAGAAAAACAAAGUAAUGAUUUAGAGAAAGUGGCCUUUAAGAGGAAGGCAGAAAAUGAAGAAAAGCCAGCUGGAAAGAAAGAGGCAAAGAUAACAGAACUUGACAACACGUUGAUCACCAUGCCUCUGCCUCACAUCCCCUUAAAAAACAUCAUGGAUGUGGAGGUGAAGUUGGUCUACAUCGAUGAAGAGGAUGUGAGCUAUGAGUUUGUAGAGUCCAUCAUGUCCACUGGGAUUCGACCAACAUGCCGAGCUGCUGAAAUAGUAGACCCUUUGCAUGUACCUAAUUUCAGCUUUCUGCCUCAGAUUGACAAAUGGCUUCAGGUAGCCUUAAAGGAUGCUAGCUCUUGCUACAGGCAGAAGAAAUACGCUGUGGCAGCCGGACAGUUCAGAACAGCAUUGGAGCUUUGCAGCAAAGGGGCAGCUCUGGGACAACCAUUUGAAGCAUCUGCUGAAGAUAUAGCAAGUGUGGCAAGUUUCAUCGAGACAAAGCUUGUUACGUGCUAUCUACGCAUGAGGAAACCCGACCUUGCCCUGAAUCAUGCACACAGGAGCAUUGUUUUAAACCCAGCUUAUUUCCGAAAUCAUCUUCGCCAGGCAACAGUGUUUAGAUGUCUGGAGAGAUAUUCAGAAGCUGCCCGGAGUGCCAUGAUUGCUGACUACAUGUUCUGGCUCUGUGGAGGAAGUGAACAGUAUAUAAGCAAGCUCAUCAAACUGUAUUGGCAGGCCAUGAUUGAAGAAGCCAUCACCAGAGCGGAAUCUUUCUCAGUUAUGUAUACACCAUUUGCAACAAAAAUCAGAGCUGAUAAAAUAGAAAAAGUAAGAGAGGUUUUCACAAAAACUCAUCCUGCAUAUGUGGAAUAUAUCUACACAGAUCUCCAAGGACUCCACAUAUUGCCUCAGACAGUUGACUGGUCAUCUUUUCCUCCCCAACAAUAUCUCCUGACUCUUGGGUUCAAAAACAAAGAAGAUGGGAAAUUUUUGGAAAAACUAUCAAGUAGAAGGCUGCCUACAUUUACAGAACAUAAAACUCCCUUCAGUCCGCUGACCAAAGAAGACACAGUGAGACACAUGGAGACAAUGGGGAAGCGAAUCUUGCCAAUAUUGGAUUUUAUUAGAAGCACCCAAUUGAAUGGGAGUUUCCACAGGUGCUCAGGUGUGAUGGAGAAGUUGCAAUACGCCAGCCUCCUCAGCCAACUGCAGAGAGUAAAGGAGCAGUCCCAGGUGAUCAAUCAAGCAAUGGCGGAGCUAGCCACCAUUCCCUAUCUACAGGACAUCAGUCAACAGGAGGCGGAAUUGCUGCAGUCACUAAUGGCAGAUGCUAUGGACACCCUUGAAGGAAGAAGAAACAAUAAAGAACGUGUGUGGAAUACAAUCCAAAAGGUUGGGCGAAUUGAAGACUUCCUAUACCAAUUAGAGGACAGUUUCUUGAAAACUAAAAAACUGAGAACUGCUCGAAGGCAAAAAACAAAACUGAAGCGGCUUCAAACUGUGCAGCGAAGCUAG